Molecule: messenger RNA, 523 nt
Organism: Entamoeba nuttalli P19
Lineage: Eukaryota; Evosea; Mastigamoebida; Endamoebidae
Product: DENN domain containing protein
Exons: 1
Source: RefSeq, a predicted model, not a curated record
UUCUCAAAAAGACUAUAUGACACCACAACAAAUUAUUGAAUUAUCUCAAAUAUUAUAUAAAAUAGAAGGAAAUCAAAAAAUUAAAUUAAUUAAUAGUUUAAUUGAAUUAGAUAUUUGGAAUCAAAUGGAUGUAUGGAAUAAUAUGUUUAUGAGAUUAAUGUGUAUUGGAAAAUCGUCUAUUUAUCAAGAACAAUAUGGAUUAGACCUUCCAUCAAGAUGGAACUUGUUUGAUUCAAACCAACAAACCCAAUACAGAAUUGCAGAAACUCAAGAUUUUAAAAAAAAUUUAUCAACACUUUUAGAUACGAUGAAAAUUGUUAGAGUAAAUGAUAAAACACUCAAUCAAUUUGUUGGUUAUAUAUUAAGUCAAAUGAGGUUUGAUGAAAUAUUUAGAAAAGAAAUUGAUAAAUUAGUAAAAGAAAAAUGUCCUUCUCAAAAUGGACUUACAAUUAAUGAUUCUAAAGAACAAUUAUUAGCUGAUAUGAGAAAAUUGUAUGACUCUGUGUAUCUCACUGAAGAUUAA